AUGACUUCUCUCUCUACUUAUCUCCUUGUCAUAGCGACACAAUUAGGAGCGUCAGCGGUUGCUGGACUUGCCGACUUCGACGCAAAAAGUGCGACGAAGAGCACCCCGUCUGCGACGCAUGUGGAUAAGCCAGAAUGGAUGGAUGGCGGGGCCAGACAACAAGAGACUACCCAGCAGCUCAAACGCCAGAUCAGAGAACAGGGCCAUCGCCGUCACGGAGACCGCGCAACUGGGACCUUAGACGCCCGCGGCUUAGCGUCUGCAGUGUCCACUGACAGACUGGCAGCGCAUUCCCCAGAAACAACCGAAUAUCUGGCCACCCCAGUGUCAGAUCUCCCGGCAAACGAGGGUAGUUCACACCGACGCAACAAUAAUACAGCGGAGCGGAUCGCAGAUGCUUCCGAUCUGCGUACCUGGGGCAAUGCGAAUGGCGCCAUUGAUCACACAGGUGAACGCGAAACCGCAGCCUCUGGAUGGCCUGACGCUUGCCUCUUCAUGUUCCACCUCGAAAAUCUCCUUCCGUUCCUAUUCCCUUUCUGCCGCCCGCCUCUCGCCAAAGGAGACAGAUCCUGGAUCCUGGACAUCAUAAUGACGCCCGGUCCUUGGGAAAGACUGCUUAAGCAGACGAGGGACGCUUUUGAAACACUCAGACAAUCGCUGCAGGUCCUCGAUGGGCAGCGAGCCACCGGAGAUCAUCUAUGUGAGGCCGUAAGGAUCCUAGCAGGCAUCAUCCAGUUGCAGCGGUUCGAGAUCUCCGUAUCAAGCUUUGAGAACUAUCUGGUCCACCACAGUGCUGAUAUUGCUCUCUUCCAACGUGUUCUGGACAGUGCCAAUCUCAUUGAUGCAGCAGGGUCUUGGUCAAGCUUCAACAUUGUUAUGAGGCGCCUCGGCACGUCCUCGUGGACGCUGACUUCCCAAUGUAUCCAGGUUCCCAGUGCUGAGCAGGCAGCCUUUCGUUUCUCGGCAGCUCUCGUGAUGUUCGACGACAUAAUUGUCAGCACAUCACUACAGGAGAAACCUAUUCUCUAUGACUACCACCGCAGCCUUCUAAAAGGCACCGACCAAUCUGGACCUCCAAUCGAUCUCGAGGCUGUUUCCGGUUGCCACAACUGGGUGUUACUUCAGAUCAGCAAAAUUCCCGCGCUCGAUGCAUGGAAACAAGGAUGUAAGAGGGCGGGAACCCUUGAUGUUAUGGAGCUCGUCCGCCGCGCUGCACCGAUCAAAGACUCGUUGGUGACUCAACUUGCAGGUCAUGACGCCAGUUUAGUUAGCGCCUCAAACGGAGCAAGCACCAUACUGGAUGGCUUGUUCACGGCGUAUUAUCGUGGCGAGCUGCGAGAACAAUCCGCGGGCGAGAUCUCCUUGGUGACCCGCGUCUGGACCCAUGCCGCAUUCAUCUAUCUGUUCGUCGUCGUGUCUGGAUGGCAGCCGGCCAGCGCCGAUGUGCGUUAUCAUGUGUCUCGAAUAAUUGAGCUGUUGACACAUCAGAUGUCUCCUCCGGCAUUGCUACGAACCAUGGUGUGGCCAUUCUGCGUUGCGGGGUGCCUCGCAGAGCUUGCACAGGAGUCUUGUAUGCGCGAAAUGGUAGAGGUGCUUAAGCCGGCUAAUGUUUUCGGGACAGUCCGCAAGGCCCUCGAGAUCAUGGAGAAUGUGUGGCGGAGUCGCGAGACGGGAGUUGUCGCGACACGCGAUCUCGCUAUUUGUUUUAGAAGUCAGGGAGAACUAGUGGUACUCAUUUAG
Molecule: messenger RNA, 1740 nt
Organism: Cladophialophora bantiana CBS 173.52
Lineage: Eukaryota; Fungi; Ascomycota; Eurotiomycetes; Chaetothyriales; Herpotrichiellaceae
Exons: 3
Coding region: 1-1740 (579 amino acids)
Biological process (GO): positive regulation of transcription by RNA polymerase II
Cellular component (GO): nucleus
Molecular function (GO): DNA-binding transcription factor activity; transcription cis-regulatory region binding
Source: RefSeq, a predicted model, not a curated record